Phlebotomus papatasi is the source of this 1065-nucleotide messenger RNA. RefSeq lists its product as uncharacterized. Bases 1 to 1065 code for a protein of 354 amino acids. The transcript is spliced from 2 exons. Gene Ontology annotation, biological process: proteolysis. NCBI's taxonomy places the organism in Eukaryota, Metazoa, Arthropoda, Insecta, Diptera, Psychodidae. The record is from RefSeq and is a predicted model, not a curated record. Gene Ontology annotation, molecular function: aspartic-type endopeptidase activity.
AUGCAGGAUCUUCUGCUGGAGCAAGAGAAACGGCACACAGCUGAAAUAAAUAAAUUGUUUGAAAAGAUUGCCACUCUCAGUGCUCCACAGAAAGAUAUUACGUCAGAUGAGGACAUCAAUGUGACACAUUCUGAAAUCUCAACUAACCAAUCACCAAAUAUCUUCCUUGCCACCGCGAUCGUUGAUGUACUUGAUGAGCAAGGAAGAAGAAUUCAGUGUCGUGCACUCCUGGACAGCGGGGCUCAGAUAAAUUUGAUGUCUGCCAAUUUCAUGCGGAAACUCAAUCUACCGAAAUGCCCCACAAAUAUUUCCGUGCUCGGUAUUGGAGCACACUCUUCUCAGGCUUCGCACUCCACUGAAGCCACAAUAUUCUCCAGGAACUCAAACGAACACUACAACCUGCAAUGCAUCGUUGUGCCAAAAAUAACUGGUAAUCUUCCCAACUGCCCGGUUGAUAAUAAGUCUCUUGUGAUUCCACCUGGCAUACAACUUGCCGAUCCCACCUGGUAUCUUCAAAAACCAAUUGAUCUCUUGAUUGGGGGCGAGUCUUAUUGGGACAUAAUUCUUGAUGGCACAAUCGAAUUAGGAGAGGGAAAGCCUAAAUUGAAGCCUACCACUUUCGGGCAUAUUAUCGUUGGAAAACUUCAGCAAGUCUCUGCUUAUUGCAAUUUAACAGUUCUUGAAAGUCUGAACCAAACUUUGUCGCGUUUCUGGGAAAUUGAAGGAUUACCAGAAGACACUCAAAUUAAUGAUGAGCAUAGAGACGCAGAAGAACAUUUCAUGGCCACCCACUCACGUACUCCAGAAGGGCGCUUUGUAGUUGAACUCCAAUUCAAAAGGGACAUAAACGGGCAAAUUCCGAGGCUAGGAGACUCUAGGCAUACAGCUGUCCGUCAGCUUCACAAUCUAGAAAGGCGUUUCCACAAAAAUCCAACUCUCAAACGUCUUUACGUGGAUGUCAUGCAUGAUUAUUUGGACAAGGGUUGGAUGGAAAGGGUACCGGAAUCCGAAGUCAAGAAUUAUGCAUACUAUAUGCCGCAUCACGGCGUACUUAAGGGUGUUUGA